UAACUAUAGCAAAGACAAAAACUUGCCAGCCAAGUUUAGGGGAAGUAAACAGCAAAACUUCCCAGGAAAAUCAGCAGAGAAAAGGAAGCAACUACCCUUUUCGACAGCAUAAACGUGCCCCCUAAGAUCAUUUUUCCCUUUCUCUAUAACAAACACCAUUCGUCAUUGUCUCUUGCACAACUACAAAACCCAAUAGAUUUAAUAUCCAAUCAAAGCCAUUUUUUUUAUUUCAAAGUAAAUCCUUUCAUUACACUCAUCUUAUUCCCUAUUCCCUUACUGGUUUAGUACAAUAUAGAUUCACCUUCAAGAUUGGUCUUAUCCUCCAAAAUGGAUACUCGCACAUCUGCAGGAGAUGAUGGUAGAAUUUGUUUGCAGGUUGUUGAGCUUCGCAGGCUCAGCGAAGCCUAUGGUUCAACUUCAAGCCCCACCAUUUUUGAGCCUCGGAGUAGUAUAGAGAAGAGAGACAGCAAUGUGAAUUCUAUUUCCCCUACAACACAAACAACACAAGCAAUACCUGCACCAGAGAAGAAAUUGACCCUGUUUGCUCUUCGCCUUGCAGUUUUCGAGAAGGCAGCUACUGGCCUAGGAACUCUUGGUUUUAUCUGGGCAACAGUUGUUCUUCUAGGUGGUUUUGCAAUUACUUUAGAUACAACAGACUUCUGGUUCAUCACUAUUAUAUUGUUGAUAGAAGGGACUCGAAUAUUCAGCAGGAGCCAUGAGCUUGAAUGGCAACAUCAAGCCACCUGGUCAAUUGCUGAUGCUGGAAUUAAUAGUUUUCGUGCAUUGAGGUCAAGCUCUCAUUUUGUUAUCAAAGCCAUAAAGUCACUUUUUAGGCCAAUUGCUCAGGUUCGAAAGCAGAGUCAGCAUGGUAGAGAAGUGAGGGAAGGUUCUAGUUCAACCAAUUGGAGGAAUUGGGAUUGCCAUGGGAAGACAACUCGAUCAUGGACAAGCUGGGAUGUACCUAUCCUACCUUACGCUCAAUGGUUUUUCCUUUCAAGAAAUGUCAGUAAGCUUCUCUAUUGGCUCCAGCUUGCAUCUGCUACAGCCUGUAUAGCUCUAUCAUUGAUGAAGCUCAUCAAGCAUAACUAUGGUGAGAUAGCCAAAGGGGAUGCUGACAAGAGGAACCGACAAGCUGCUCUGACUAUUUUCUACGCCUUGGCCUUGGCAGAAGCUCUAUUGUUCCUUAUGGAGAAAGCUUAUUGGGAGUUGAAGGUGAUCUACUGUAAGCUGUUGGAGGAGGUGAAUAAAGAGUGUGAAUUGGGGCCUUCUGGUAUGAUAUCAAUUAAAAGGUUCUUCUAUGAUGCCUAUUCUAGGUGUGUUGAUGGAAGCAUCUUUGAUGGGCUGAAAAUGGACUUGGUUACUUUUGCUAUGGAUCUCUUGGCAUCAAAUUCCCCUGAUGAGCAGCUCAUUGGAGUUCGAAUUCUCCGCCAAUUUGCACUGAGCCAGCGGUUCUCUGAUGAUACCCUCCAGAAGAUUGGGACAAACAUAUCAGUAAUAGAACGAUUAGUUGAGAUGUUGAAUUGGAAAGACCAACAAGAAGAAGAGAUCAGGAGGUCAGCUGCAGAAAUCUUAUCUGAACUAGUUGGCAGAAAGCAGAACUCCCUGCGAGUUGCUGGAAUUCCAGGUGCAAUGGAAUCAAUAUCAUCUCUGCUUCAAAACAAUAGAUGCUUCAGCGCCACAGCUGAUGAAAUUGGUGAAAAGACAAUCAUCACUGAUCAUAUACAUUACGGAUUCUGGACGUUCAACCAUUUAGGACUUCUUAUCCUGAAAAGACUGGCUCAUGAUCAUGAUAUAUGUGGAAAGAUUGGUAACACAAGGGGCCUCCUGCCCAAAAUAAUUGACUUGACACAUUCUGGAGAGAGGAUGUUGAAAGAAGACAAUGUUGCACAUUCUCAGAUUUUGACUGUGAAACGAUCUCUGCAAGUGGUGAAGAUGUUGGCAAGCACAACAGGUACCACAGGUAGUCAUCUACGAAGAGAGAUUUCAGAGAUAAUUUUCACCAUAAGCAACAUUAGAGUUAUCUUAAGACAUGGAGAGAAACACCCAAUGCUUCAAAAGCUCGGCAUAGAAAUACUAACCAGUCUAGCACUGGAUGAGGAUGCAACAGAGAGGAUUGGUGGCACAGGUGGAGUCCUUAAGGAGUUAUUCAACAUUUUCUUCACUCAUGGAGCACCUGAGAGUCAAAAUCAUGUGAGUACUGCUGCAGGAGAAGCUCUAGCGAUGCUGGUCUUGGAAAGCACAAAUAAUUGCCACCGGAUUUUGAAACUGAAUGUGCUAGAUAGGCUUGUCAAAGCACUUGAACUUCCAAUGCUUCGAGUAAAUGCUGCCAGAAUCCUACGAAGCUUGUGUGCCUACAGUGGUGCAACAUGCUUCAGCCUCUUAAAGGGAGUCACAACUUGUGCACCUACAGUCCUUAAGGCAAUUAUGUUAGAAGAGAACAAACUGCAAGAAGUAAUGGUUGGACUAGCAGCAGAAGUUUUCAAAUUCAUGACAAAUGAAGAAUCAAGCAUAAUGUUUGAAAGGGCAGGAAUUAAAGAAGCUGAAUUAGCUACCAAAGUGGUGCAGAUCCUCAAAAAAUAUGAAACGCCAUCAACUAAGGUUCCAAGAAUACGGAGGUUUGCGAUAGAGUUGGCAAUUUGGAUGAUGCGAGAAAACACAACAAAUGUAUAUACUCUUACGGAUCUGGGGUUGGAGAGAAUGCUGGAGCAUGUCUUAGAAACAACAGCAGAACUUGAAAGCUUCAACAUAUUUUCAGGGACAGUUGGGAUGAGCCGCCACGCCACAACUAUUCACUCACUGGUUGAAACUGCACUGAGAUUGCUGGCAGAGAGGCAAAACCAUACAAUGGAACGUUGAUUUUUCAUGUCUGUACUCCAUAAACCAUCACAAACGUAUGAACUUAUAGUCUCGUACAUAAGAAUGUACUAAGUUAUGCAUAAUUCUUUCUUUCUUUAUUUUUUUUGUCUCAAAUAAUAGUCACAUCGAUGUAAUUGUACAACUUAUGACAAUGCUUAAUUUAUUAAUUCCAUUACCAUCAAAACUCUUGGUGGAUUA
Molecule: messenger RNA, 3054 nt
Organism: Jatropha curcas
Lineage: Eukaryota; Viridiplantae; Streptophyta; Magnoliopsida; Malpighiales; Euphorbiaceae
Molecular function (GO): protein binding
Source: RefSeq, a predicted model, not a curated record